CGAGUCGACGUCUCAUUUCAACGCGAAUCGUCGAAGCAAGCGGUCGCACGCCGGUUCGUCACUUUGGUGGUUGUUGUUGUUUUCGAGUUUCGUAUAUUCGAGCGCGCGUAUUGAAAACCAAGUGCGAGAUCGUGUGAACGUGAAUAUAUAUGCGGGAUAGAGAUACCUUACCUUGUGUCAUAAUACCAGCAGGAUCUUCUCGGUCCUGAGUGAAAAGCGUAGUGAAGUGCUCAUAAUGAGUGUGUGAGCGGAGACAAGUAAACUAAAAGCGAUAAGGUUACAGAUGUCCUAAGCACACAGAUACACAAACACACGCGCAGGGACGAGGGCAGGCAGGACAAGGAUUCCAGGGGACUGGGGACAUGUAACUGGAUCUGGUUACAUGUUGGCUCCUAAGACAACAGCCCGCUCCUUUGGUCGCACUGCAGAAACGGGAGCAACAAAAGCGAGACACCGGAUCGUAUUCACCUCGUCGGCGGAGUGCGAGUGUGCAGCUAAUGCUAAUGCCAGCUCCUUCCAGCCAGCUUGCCACAUCGCCAGCAGCAGCAAGAGCAAUCGCAGGUGUCCCUUCACAGGAAGCGCAGGACAAGGGGACAACUGGACAGGUCCUCCGAACGACAGGCCAACUGACAGCGACAGCGAAGCAUGGCGGUGAUUAAUAAGGCCGGAAGUGUGAUUGCCCUGCUGGUUAGCCUGCAGGUAAUCCUGAUGCAAGUUUCCGGGGAGUUGCCGCAGCUGGACUACGGCAGUCUGCCCGCCUCCCUGGAGGAGGAUGCGAUCGACCCGCUGACGGCCAUGGCUCCCUUCGCCAAUUCCCUGGUCACCGAGGAGUCGGCGCCGCACAAGAACAACGUUGAGCUGCUGGGCAGCAGUGGCGAGGACGAUAGCGCCAAGCCUUCUUCGGGCUCCUCCUCAGCAUCUUCUGGAGCUCCAGCGGGAUCGGGAAUCCUGCUCGAGGAGUUCAACAGCGGCAAACUGACUCCCGGGGAGGCCAGCAACACCCUUCCCAUCUUCCUCAUCGAGCCGGAGAGCGUGUUCGUGGUCAAGAACCGACCAGCCGUGCUCAAGUGCAAGGCCUCCCACUCCCUGCAGGUGAUCUUCAAGUGCAGCGGCAGCUCGCAGCCGCCGCCCUCCACCCACGAGACCCACGUGGACCCCCACACCGGGGUCAACAUGGAGGAAGUCACCGCCACCAUCCACCGCGACCUCGUGGACGAGUUCUUCGGCGACGGCCCCUUCAAGUGCGAGUGCCACGCCUGGUCGUCGCGUGGCGUGGUCAAGAGUCAGGCGGCCACCGUCCACAUUGCCUAUAUUCGCAAGUCCUUCAACCAGUCGCCCACCUCGCUGCGCCUGGAGCUGGGCAGUCGGGCGGAACUGCGCUGCGAGCCACCCGGCGGCUUCCCCGAGCCGAAGCUCACCUGGCACAAGAACAACGCGGUCAUCACGGCGGACAGCGAGCCGGGGAUCAGCGUGUCGGGCGGAACGCUCACCUUUCGCCAGGUGGCCCUCCAGCACAUGGCCAACUACAGCUGCAGCGCGGAGAACAUCGCCGGCAGACGCGUCUCCGACUCCGCCGUGCUCAUCGUAUAUGUGAACGGUGGCUGGAGUACCUGGAGUCCCUGGCGCGAGUGCAAGUGCGCAGGGAAGCCGAGCCAGGGAAGGAAGCGCUCGCGCACCUGCAACAACCCGAUGCCGUUGAAUGGGGGCGCCCAGUGUCCGGGCCCCCAGAUCCAGAAGUCCGCCGACUGCGCCGCAUGUCCAGAGGACACUCAAAUCGUCAGCCCUGAUGGAUUUGACAUUUCGUCGAGUAAGCGCAUGGCCCGCUGGUCGUCGUGGAGUGACUGGAGCAUCUGCUCCGCGGAGUGCAUUCAAGUGCGUCGCCGGAAGUGCCUGACUCAGGGCCAGACUCAGAUUUCCGAGCCGGAGGAAGCCGGCGAUCUGCUCCUGGGAGCCGGAGUGGGCAUGGCCGCCCUCAUCGCCGCGGGUGGAGCGGGAGCGGGAGCGGGAAUAGGAAGCCCCAGCGAGGCGACUGGCUCCAGUUCCGACAACAUCCCGGGAUAUGGCAAAUCAUUGUGCGCCGGAAAAGACAUACAAACGGCGGAAUGCCGCGGCGAGCAGUGCCAGAUUGGCAAGGAUGAUUUCGAUUGGACUCUCUAUCUGGGACUGGCCUUCAUAACCGCCGUGUGCUUCGCCUUCGGAACGGCGCUCAUCUGCUGUGCCCGUCGCGGCAUCCGCACCAAUCCUCACUACAACAUGGCCCGUUCAGUAAUGGACGCGGAUUAUAUGCCCGGCGUUGUGGAAAAGAAGGAGAUGCGCAUGCACAUCGAGGCCAGCAACAUGGGGUACGAUUACGUCAAUCCCGGACAUCGUUACUUGCCCGGGGAGCACAUCAUGGGCAUGGGCAUCGGAUGCGGAGGCGUCACCGAGCACCACUACGAUGUGCCCAAUCUGUCCGCCAACUACACCAAUCCCAUAGAUCAUCUGAGCGUGGACUACUUAUCCGAGACAGGGGAUUCCUCCACAGCAGAUACUUCCAACUCCACUUUUGAUACAAAUGGCAAGCUGUCCAUACUGAACGCCUCGAAGAGCAGCAGCUACGAGCUCCUGGGAAGUUCCGGAGGCCAGCUGCGCCUCUACGGCGGGGAAAUCCUGCUCUUUGUGCCGGAGCACGCAAUCGGAAAGCACCUGAAGAAGCACGUGUCCUUGCUCCUGCUGAGUGACGAGUGCAGUCGCGUGUCCUGCGCCACCGAGAGCUCCAUCCUGUGCAGCAGCGUGGUGCACAGUGCCCCGCGGAACUACAGCUUCGUGAAGCCGGUGAUCCUGAAGAUUCCCCACUGCCUGGUUUCCCCGGAACAGUGGCAUGUGCACAUCUACCACGCGGACAACGAGCGCGACGAGCUGAAUGUGAACUGGCGGAGGGCGGUGUCCGUGGGCGAGGAGACCAUCAACACGCCCAUGUUCGUUCAGCUGGAGGCGACGCACGUGUUCAUCAUGACGGAGCAACUGGGUCACUUCACCGUGGUGGCGGAGCCGAGGAUUCAGCAGCCCUCGAUCAAGAUGAAGCUGCUGGCCUUCAGUCAGCACACCCCACCCAGUAGCGCCAACUGCAGCUUACGCAUCUACGUGGUGAAGGACUUCCCGAACAGCCGGGAUAUCUGCGCCAACGUGGAGGCCAAGCUGGGGGGCAGUUUCCUCGGCGAGAGCCAGGUGUUCGCCUUCACCCUGAACAGCCGCAACCUGAACAUCCGGGUGCGGAGUGCGGACGUGGAGGCAGCGGCCCCCUACGAGCACGCCAUUCCCUACCAGCACAUCCUCAGCAACAACUCGAUCCUGCACUGCGAGUUCAGUCUGCGGAGGCAGGACCAGAACACCCUCUGCGUGGACUUCGGCCAGGGAAGCGAGGACGACUUCUACACCUUCAACAUUCCAGCCCACUGCAUGAGCGGAUCGGCGGAGGAGCUGGCCUCCACGACGAACACCACCAUCUCCAUCGACCGCCAGGGCAACUACGUAAACGAGAGCUGUGUGAUGGACUUCGUCCAGCUGCCGCACGCCACCAAGCGUCUGAUCUGCGCCGCCCUGGAUCCUCCUCGGGCGGACGAGCGGGACUGGCGGUUGCUGGCCAAGAAGCUGAACACGGACCGCUACAUCGCCUACUUUGCCACCAAGGCCUCGCCCACCGAACAAAUCCUCAAUCUGUGGGAGUGUCGGGCGAACAGCAGUCCUGGUAACAGUUCCAACUCAGUGUCGCACACGAUAAUGGCACUCCUGCUGACGCUCAAGGAGAUGGGACGCCAGGAUGUGCUGGACAUAAUCGUGGAGACCAUUGGUCCUCUGUGGAUUUAAGGAAGCCCCGUUUGGCAGCUCCAUUUAAAAGGAUUUUUAUAAAAGGGGAACCUGAUUUUAGUAUUUCUGAAACUAAAGGGAAAAGCUUUACAGAAGGUUAACUUGUAGAAAUUCCAAUUCCGACUAAUUCAAUAAGAAGAGGAAACGAAAAAGGAGUGUUAAGAACUAAGCGUUGAUUUUCUCUGUUGAUUUUUUAAAAGUUUCACUUGUCUCCACCCAAUUUCCAGUGACCAAUCACUACUUGUUUCCAAAGAUACGAACAUAUAACACCUAGAACUGAACCACCUGCAAAGUUUGUUAGCGAGAGACGGGAAAAUCAGCGUGAGGCCCUUGGUCCCUUGUUGUUGAAAACAAAAAUGUUCAUGAGUUGCCUUUUAUUUACAAAAUGUAUGAACGACGCGAACGAAAGACGAAACGAAAUCUGGAAAAUUGGAAUCGAAUUGACAAGAGAUAAUGAAUCAAAGUGUAGCUGUAGUCAUAGUCACUAAGUUACUGUAGUGUUGUGUUCUAAGGUAACUUGCUCAACGAACUCUGUUCCCUAUGGGUGCCAUGCAUUUUAUACACUAGACAGGAAGGAAUGUAGCGUUUAAUUAUACUUGUGGCUUAGCAAACUUAUAGUUUUAAACACUAAACUCUAGUAUUACGAUUGACAAACUGUUUGUGUACAAUACGACAGCUGUAAGAUACGAGUGCAUCGAGGGCGGAAGGCCAGACAUGUAGACUAAGUUGUGGCCAACUACGAAAGACAACCGACAAACAUUUGAGUUCGAAAGCGGGAGUUGUAAACUGUUUGCCAAAUCGUUGAAUUACUCAGCCGACUCUAGUUACGGAUAGUCACUAAAGAGGAGCAGCAUUUAGUAAUCAAAACUAAGCCAUAGCACACAUAUACCCGAAAGUAUGUAGCCUCUCAAAUAAUAUAUAAAGCGUACCCGUAUAUGUAUAUUUAGUGUACGAUAUAGGAAUAGUUAUUAAACAAAACGAGUAGCUUGUUAGACAUACUCAAGUGAUAACCUUUGUAUUUGUCUUUAGUUUUAAGUCUGAUCCUGUCGUUUAAUCGUUACUCAAGUAAGCAUUUACAGAACAAUGAAGUAUACUUAGUGGCUCAAAAGGAAAGUUAAAUAAAAUAAAAACUGCAACAAUAA
Molecule: messenger RNA, 4988 nt
Organism: Drosophila ficusphila
Lineage: Eukaryota; Metazoa; Arthropoda; Insecta; Diptera; Drosophilidae
Gene: unc-5
Product: netrin receptor unc-5
Exons: 10
Coding region: 646-3846 (1066 amino acids)
Biological process (GO): motor neuron axon guidance; netrin-activated signaling pathway
Cellular component (GO): membrane
Molecular function (GO): protein binding; netrin receptor activity
Source: RefSeq, a predicted model, not a curated record